Molecule: messenger RNA, 2501 nt
Organism: Gopherus flavomarginatus (Mexican gopher tortoise)
Lineage: Eukaryota; Metazoa; Chordata; Testudines; Testudinidae
Gene: ASIC2
Product: acid sensing ion channel subunit 2
Exons: 10
Coding region: 239-1786 (515 amino acids)
Biological process (GO): sodium ion transmembrane transport
Cellular component (GO): membrane
Molecular function (GO): ligand-gated sodium channel activity
Source: RefSeq, a predicted model, not a curated record
AAAUCAAGAGCCAGAGUUUGAAUGGAUUUUAUAUAAAUAUUUACCCCUGCUAGGCUAGCGCUGAGCUCCUAGGAGAAACUCCCAGCGGCUGGCCUGAUCCUCUCUUCCUCUCUCCCUUCCUGCUCCCUAGAGAUAAGGGGUGCAGCCCAUUGGCAGGUGGUGGUGGGGAGACAAGUUCUGCCUGUCUAGAGAGGCACUGACCUGAAAAAUAGUGCCAGGAUUUUAACAAACUACCCCAAUGGAUCUUAAGGACACCACCAGCGAGGGCAGCAUGGGAAGCCUGGAGCCCUCCAGCAUCCAGAUGUUUGCCAACACUUCCUCCCUCCAUGGGAUCCGCUACAUUUUUGUCUAUGGGCCGGUGACGAUACGGCGGUUGCUGUGGACCGUGGCCUUUGUGGGCUCGCUGGGUCUCCUCCUGGUGGAGAGCUCAGAUCGGGUGGCUUUCUACUUCUCCUACCAGCAUGUCACUAAAGUGGAUGAAGUGGUGGCCAACAGCCUGGUUUUCCCCGCGGUCACCAUCUGUAACCUCAACGAGUUCCGCUUCUCCAGACUCACCACCAAUGACCUGUACCACGCUGGGGAGCUCCUGGCUUUGCUGGACGUGAACCUGCAGAUUCCGGAGCCCCACCUGGCUGACCCGGCUGUCCUGGCCGCUCUCCAGGAAAAGGCCAACUUUAAGCAAUACAAACCGAAAAUUUUCAACAUGCAGGAGUUCUUGGGACGCGUGGGGCACGACCUGAAGGAUAUGCUGCUGUACUGCAAGUUCAAAGGUCAGGAGUGCAGCCAGAAGGACUUCAAAACUGUGUUUACAAAAUAUGGGAAAUGUUACAUGUUUAACUCAGGAGAAGAAGGGCGGCCCCUGCUUACCACAGUCAAAGGUGGGACGGGCAAUGGAUUGGAGAUCAUGCUGGACAUACAGCAGGAUGAAUACUUACCGAUAUGGGGAGAAACAGAGGAAACGACGUUUGAAGCUGGAGUCAAAGUUCAGAUCCACAGCCAGUCGGAGCCGCCCUUCGUCCAAGAACUUGGCUUCGGAGUGGCCCCUGGAUUUCAGACCUUUGUCGCCACACAGGAGCAACGGCUGACCUACCUGCCCCCUCCGUGGGGCGAGUGUCGCUCGUCGGACGUGGGGUUAGACUUUUUCCCCGUUUACAGUAUCACGGCUUGCAGGAUCGACUGUGAAACUCGCUACAUUGUGGAAAACUGCAACUGCAAAAUGGUCCACAUGCCAGGGGACGCUCCGUUCUGUACUCCGGAGCAGUAUAAGGAAUGUGCAGAGCCUGCGCUGGGUUUGCUUGCUGAAAAGGACAGCAAUUACUGUAUCUGCAGGAUGCCGUGUAACCUGACCAGGUACAACAAAGAACUCUCCAUGGUGAAGAUCCCCAGCAAGACUUCGGCCAAGUACCUGGAGAAGAAGUUUAACAAGUCUGAAAAAUACAUCUCAGAGAAUAUUCUCGUGCUGGAUAUAUUUUUUGAAGCACUCAACUAUGAAACAAUUGAGCAGAAGAAAGCAUACGAAGUGGCAGCUUUACUUGGUGACAUUGGCGGUCAGAUGGGAUUGUUUAUUGGUGCUAGUAUCCUUACAGUACUAGAGCUCUUUGAUUAUAUUUACGAGCUGAUCAAGGAAAGAUUGUUAGACCUGCUUGGCAAGGAGGAGGAGGAGGGGAGCCAUGAUGAAAACGUGAGCACUUGCGACCCCAUUCCAAAUCAUUCCGAAACCAUCAGCCACACUGUGAACGUGCCCCUGCAGACGACCCUGGGAACGCUGGAGGAAAUCGCCUGCUGACACCUCUUCACCAGCUCCGGAGUGCCAAGACCAGCUGAAAGGAGACUGCCCAGGAAAGCAAGGACCAAGCUCAGGUUUUCACCGGGGGAAAAGGAAUAAAAUCGCUAUGCAUUACAAAAAAAUAAUAUAUAUCUAUGUAUAACUGUAUAUAUAUUAUACAUCUCUGCCAAAACCAAGCGAGCGACGCCUUGGCCUUGACACGCGUCGUCCUUUCCUGUGGGGGGGGCUCGUCUUCGGGAUCUGAAGACACACUUGUUUUUGAACUGUACAGACCAACCCAGAAACUAAGAAAGCCACCAUUUCAUAUACUGUCGACUGUAUAAAGCACUUGCAUGCCGGUACUUUUUAUGGCAAUCUAUUCCUAGCUGUCUUUCUAAGCUCUGUUCCUCUGUACAGGCUCUGAUUUCACUACCAAGAAGGAAUUUUGCGGGCCCGUCCGGCCCUGAAAUCGCCGUUAAUUAGGCUGUAUUAGAAUAAAGAACCAAACAAACGUGCAGCUCUUGGACUCUCCUUACCGCCUUGUUCUUCGUGUCAGUUUGCUAGGCCCGGCCCCCCAAAGGCUAAGCCGUGCUGCAGCCGGGCCUGGCAGAGGGACCACACCUGCAGCCCGACUCCCUGACCUGGAUGGCUCUCGGAUGACCACACCCGCGGCUACUGCGUCGUGCUCCUGGGUCUCUAACGCAGCUUGUACGGUCUGGUUUGGGGAGGGGUAGGA